Molecule: messenger RNA, 564 nt
Organism: Lolium perenne
Lineage: Eukaryota; Viridiplantae; Streptophyta; Magnoliopsida; Poales; Poaceae
Source: RefSeq, a predicted model, not a curated record
CGGCCGUCCCCAUCCUCUCCACUCUCCAGUCUCCACCAUCCCCACGGGCCACGGGCGGACGGGCCACGGCGACGGCUCCGCACGGUUCCGCCACGGCCACGGCUCGACGCCUCCACCAUCUCCUCCGCCACGGCCACGGCUCGACGGCUCCACCAUCCCCACGGACCACGGUCACGGCUCACUGCUCAAGCCUCAACCGGCGUCAACGCGACACCGCCUCAGAUGUCCGAGACCGAGAGUCAUAGCAUGGCACACUUGGAAUUUGAUCUUGGUGUUGAAGGUGAUGGCUCCGGCAGUGGUACCGGCAUUGGAUCUGGUCCUACAAAUUCGACCCCAGUCAGCAGUGUCAAGAAACAAAUGAACAAACGUAGCAAGAUAUGGCAGCACUUCACUGUCCAUGAAAAUGAUCCAAAUCGUGCCGUUUGUAACUAUUGCGGUUCAAAUCUGGGCUGCAAAUCUUCAAGUGCAGGUACUUCUUCCCUCAUAAACCAUAUGAAAUCUUGCAAGAAGAAUCCUAGCAAGCUUGGUGGCCAUCAAACAGAGCUCGUGAGAAUUCUCUUAUGA